AUGACACCACGACGACUCCACCACCACCUCUCCCUUCUUCUCGCUCCGCUCUUACUCCUCCCCCUCUUCGCCGCCACCUCUCCUCUCCCCUUGCUUCCCUCUCCCAACCCCGACCUUGGCCCCCUCCUCGCCUUCAAGCUCUCCCUCUCCCGCCACACCCCCGCCGCCCUCUCCUCGUGGGACCCUGCCGCUGACCCUUGCGCCUCCUGGCGCGGAGUUUCCUGUCGCGGCGGCCGCGUCGCCCGCCUCGUCCUCGUGGGCCUCCGCCUCGACGGUCCCAUCCACCAUCUCGCCGGCCUCCCCCGCCUCGCCCUUCUCAGCCUGAACAACAACUCUUUCUCCUCUCCCCUCCACCGCCUCGACCUCUCCCUCUCCCCCUGGCGCUCCCACCUCAAGCACCUCCACCUAUCCCACAACCGCUUCUCCGGCCCCUUCCCUGUCUCUUUUCUCCGCCUCCGCCGUCUCCGCCGCCUCGACCUCGCAGGGAACCUCAUCUCCGGCACCAUUCCUCCGGAGAUCGGCCUCCUACUCCGCCGCCUCCUGACCCUACGCCUCGAGGAGAACGAGCUCGAUGGAGCCAUCCCGGUCUCGGUGGGCUCCAUUCCGGGGCUCACCGACCUCAACGUCUCUCACAACCGUUUGGUGGGCGAGAUCCCCCGCCAGCUCUCCUCCUUCCCCCUGUCGUCCUUCGCCGCGAACCCGGGUCUUUGCGGGGGCUCUCUGCUACGGAGGUGCCUGAAAAACUGGACAGCGAGCUGCGAUCGGAGGCCGCCGCCGAUGGUGAACGGGCGGAAGAUCAGGAAAUGGGUGGCAGCAAUAGCGGGGGCGAUGUCCGCCACUAUCGCGGCUGCGGCCGCCGUCGCGAUGGUCGCCCUCUUGUGCCUCAAGCGGAGGGCAAAGAAUAGAGAAGUGGAAGUUGCGGAGAAAGGGAGAAAAGAGGGGGAGGAGGCGGAAGAGGCGGAGGAGGGAGGGAGGAUGGAGUUGUUUGAGGGUUGCGGGCGGUUUGCAUUGGAGGACCUGAUGAGGGGGUCGGCAGAGAUGUUGGGAAGGGGGGCUGUGGGUUCCACGUAUCGUGUGGUGAUGGAGGGGGGACAAGCAGCGGAGGUGGAGGCGGCGGUGGUGGUGAAGAGGGUGAGGAGGAGGGUGAAGGAGAAGAGUGGGAAGGAGGAGGAAGAGUUACUUGGGGAGAUAGGCGGGUGGCGACACCCCAAUGUAGUGAGCUUGAGAGCGUACCAUGACUCGUCUACCGGGGAGGAGCUGCUGCUGGUGUACGAUUACCUCCCUAGCGGCAGCCUUUCGAACCUCUUACAUGGUCCGUUCCCUCUGCUUGUUUCUUAG
This is a messenger RNA of Musa acuminata subsp. malaccensis (wild Malaysian banana), 1338 nucleotides long. NCBI's taxonomy places the organism in Eukaryota, Viridiplantae, Streptophyta, Magnoliopsida, Zingiberales, Musaceae. The record is from RefSeq and is a predicted model, not a curated record.